ACCAUUCUAUGGCCAAGUCAUCAUGGGUUUUGUCCAUCCUGUUUCUGCUCGUACUUUCUGUUCCACUGGCUGGCCCUGUACCAACCCAGCACCUCUGUGGCUCCCAUCUUGUGGACGCUCUUUAUUUCGUAUGUGGAGAGAGGGGCUUUUUCCACAAUCCAAAACGACUUCACAAGAGGGAACUGGAACACUUGCUCAGGUUCCUGUCUAAAAAGGCCAGACAAGAACAGCAGCUGUGGAGGAAAUUAUCUGGAGGCAAUGAUUCCAAGGUGAAGAGAGGCAUCGUGGAGCAAUGCUGUCAUAAGCCAUGCAGCAUUUACCACCUGGAAGGCUACUGCGACUGACCCGCUGACUCCUCAUACAGAUAGAACCCCUUGUGGAAAAAAGGUCCUGACGUCCAUGUUAGGUGAUGUACUGGCUGUGUUUGAACGACAGGAAAUAAAGCUUCAUGACCCAUAACCCGAGGCUCCUCUUUGCCAAGAUGUGA
This is a messenger RNA of Syngnathus acus (greater pipefish), 487 nucleotides long. Its product is annotated as insulin-like. Gene Ontology annotation, molecular function: hormone activity. NCBI's taxonomy places the organism in Eukaryota, Metazoa, Chordata, Actinopteri, Syngnathiformes, Syngnathidae. The transcript has 2 exons. Bases 9 to 344 code for a protein of 111 amino acids. The record is from RefSeq and is a predicted model, not a curated record. Gene Ontology annotation, cellular component: extracellular region.